Messenger RNA from Megalops cyprinoides (Indo-Pacific tarpon), 3264 nucleotides. RefSeq names its product ephrin type-B receptor 1-like. NCBI's taxonomy places the organism in Eukaryota, Metazoa, Chordata, Actinopteri, Elopiformes, Megalopidae. Gene Ontology annotation, cellular component: plasma membrane; neuron projection. Gene Ontology annotation, biological process: protein phosphorylation; axon guidance; cell surface receptor protein tyrosine kinase signaling pathway. The record is from RefSeq and is a predicted model, not a curated record. The coding region runs from base 164 to 3166 and encodes 1000 amino acids. Gene Ontology annotation, molecular function: ATP binding; protein binding; transmembrane-ephrin receptor activity. The transcript is spliced from 16 exons.
GCCACCAGCGUCCGAAGCCUGCCUCGCACAUACUACACACUCCGGCUUGAAAUGUGACUUAAAAAUCUUCGCUGCUGGAAUACCGUUUUGUGACAACCGAAGGAUUGCGUGCGCGUGUGUUCUGGUAUUCAUAGCGGGAGCAACUGAGGAGAAUACCUUUGCCAUGACAGUGGAUUUGCUUGCGAUUUUAUGUGUAAUCGCCACGGUCUCUGCAGUGGAAGAAACGGUGAUGGACACCCGCACGGCCACAGCGGAGCUGGGCUGGACGGCGUACCCAGCCUCCGGGUGGGAGGAGGUGAGCGGCUACGACGAGAACCUCAACACCAUCCGGACCUACCAGGUGUGCAACGUGUUCGAGUCCAGCCAGAACAACUGGCUCCUGACCACGUUCAUCGACCGGCGGGGCGCCCAGCGCAUCUACGUGGAGAUGCGCUUCACGGUGCGCGACUGCGGCAGCAUCCCCAACGUGCCGGGCUCCUGCAAGGAGACCUUCAACCUCUACUACUACGAGACCGACUUCGUCAUCGCCACCAAGGGCACGGCCUUCUGGAUGGAGGCGCCCUACCUGAAGGUGGACACCAUCGCCGCCGACGAGAGCUUCUCGCAGGUGGACUUUGGCGGGCGGAUGAUGAAGGUGAACACGGAGGUGCGCAGCUUCGGCCCGCUCUCCAAGAACGGCUUCUACCUGGCCUUCCAGGACUACGGCGCCUGCAUGUCGCUGCUGUCCGUCCGCGUCUUCUACAAGAAGUGCCCCAGCAUCGUGCAGAACUUCGCCAACUUCCCCGAGACCAUGACGGGCGCCGAGAGCACCUCGCUGGUCAUCGCCCGCGGCGUGUGCAUCGCCAACUCGGAGGAGGUGGACGUGCCCAUCAAGCUCUACUGCAACGGCGACGGCGAGUGGAUGGUGCCCAUCGGGAGCUGCACCUGCAAGGCCGGCUUCGAGCCGGACAACGCCAACGUCUGCAGAGCCUGCCCUCCCGGAACCUUCAAAUCCAGCCAGGGGGCGGGACUCUGUAUGCAGUGCCCCCCGAACAGCAGGUCCACGUCUGAGUCUGCCAGCAUCUGCGUCUGCCGCAACGGCUACUACCGCGGGGACAUGGACCAGCCCGAAGCCCCCUGCACUAGCGUCCCCUCCGCCCCGCGGAACGUCCUCUCCAUCGUCAAUGAGACCUCGGUGAUCCUGGAGUGGCACCCGCCGCGCGAGACCGGCGGCCGCGACGACGUCGUCUACAACAUCAUCUGCAAGAAGUGCCGCGCCGACCGCCGGUCCUGCUCGCCCUGCGACGACAACGUGGAGUUCGUCCCGCGCCAGCUGGGCCUGACCGAGACGCGCGUCUUCAUCAGCAACCUGUGGGCCCACACGCACUACACCUUCGAGAUCCAGGCCGUCAACGGCGUCAGCAACAAGAGCCCCUACCCGGCCCAGCACGUGUCCAUCGACAUCGCCACCAACCAGGCCGCUCCCUCCAUGGUACCCAUCAUGCACCAGGUCAGCUCCACUAUGAAAACCAUCACGCUGUCGUGGCCCCAGCCGGAGCAGCCCAACGGCAUCAUCCUGGACUAUGAGCUGCGUUACUAUGAGAAGGACCACACAGAGUUCAACUCGUCCAUGGUGAAGAGCCAGACCAACACGGCCCGCGUGGACGGCCUCAAACCCGGGACCAUGUAUGUGAUGCAGGUCCGAGCGCGGACUGUAGCCGGCUUUGGCAAGUACAGCGGCAAGAUGUGCUUCCAAACCCUGACAGAUGACGAGUACAAGUCGGAGCUGAGGGAGCAGCUGCCCCUGAUCGCGGGCUCGGCGGCCGCCGGGGUGGUGUUCAUCGUGUCCCUGGUGGCCAUUUCCAUUGUCUGCAGCAGGAAGAGAGCGUACACCAAGGAGGCGGUGUACAGCGACAAGCUGCAGCACUACAGCACCGGCCGAGAUCUGACUAACUGCCACUCCCCCAUCGGCUGCCCAACCCACUUCUCAGGCUCGCCCGGGAUGAAGAUCUACAUCGACCCCUUCACCUACGAGGACCCCAACGAGGCGGUGCGCGAGUUCGCCAAGGAGAUCGACGUGUCCUCGGUGAAGAUCGAGGAGGUCAUCGGAGCAGGGGAGUUUGGGGAGGUGUACAAGGGGCGGCUGAAGCUGCCGGGGAAACGUGAGAUCUACGUGGCCAUCAAGACGCUGAAGGCGGGCUACUCAGAGAAGCAGAGGCGGGACUUCCUGAGCGAGGCCAGCAUCAUGGGCCAGUUCGACCACCCCAACAUCAUCCGCCUGGAGGGCGUGGUCACCAAGAGCCGGCCGGUCAUGAUCGUCACAGAGUUUAUGGAGAACGGAGCGCUGGACUCCUUCCUGAGGCAAAACGACGGGCAGUUCACCGUCAUCCAGCUGGUGGGAAUGAUGCGCGGGAUCGCCGCCGGGAUGAAGUACCUGUCGGAGAUGAACUACGUCCACAGGGACCUGGCCGCCAGGAACAUCCUGGUCAACAGCAACCUGGUGUGCAAGGUGUCCGACUUCGGCCUGUCCCGCUACCUCCAGGACGACACGUCAGACCCGACCUACACCAGCUCCCUGGGCGGGAAGAUUCCGGUCAGGUGGACGGCCCCCGAGGCCAUCGCCUACAGGAAGUUCACCUCCGCCAGCGACGUGUGGAGCUACGGCAUCGUCAUGUGGGAGGUGAUGUCCUUCGGCGAGAGACCGUACUGGGACAUGUCCAACCAAGAUGUGAUCAACGCCAUCGAGCAGGAUUACCGGCUGCCGGCGCCCAUGGACUGCCCGGCCGCCCUGCACCAGCUGAUGCUGGACUGCUGGCAGAAGGACCGCAACGCACGGCCCCGCUUCUCCGACAUCGUCAACACGCUGGACAAGAUGAUCCGCAACCCCACCAGCCUGAAAGCCGUGGCCACCAUCACAACAGUGCCUUCUCAGCCCCUCCUGGACCGCUCCGUGCCAGACUUCACCGCCUUCACCUCCGUGGAGGAGUGGCUGGGCGCCAUAAAGAUGACCCAGUACAGGGACAACUUCCUCAGCUCUGGCUUCACCUCCCUCCAGCUGGUUUCACAGAUGACUUCAGAGGACCUGCUCAGAAUAGGGGUGACCUUGGCGGGGCACCAGAGGAAGAUUCUGAACAACAUCCAGUCCAUGAGGGCGCAGAUCACUCAGUCCCCCACUUCCAUGGCAUGACUACAGGGGGCGCUGUGCGGCGGCAGCAUCCGCGGGAGCUCCUGGAGGACCGCGGAUCUGACAGAAUACACCCACGUAGAAACUAUCAUUUUAGUCUG